AUGGCGUCCCCCCUCUUCCCCCGGGCCCACGCUCUGGCCCUGGCGCUACUUGUGGGGCUGGGCCCCACACUGAAGGCUCGAGCGGACCCCCACAGCCUCUUGGCUUCGCCCCAUAACCUGCUGGAAACGCGGCUGCUGCGCUCGGCGGGCGGUUGGACGGCGCUGCUGCUGCUGGCGCUGGCCGUGGCCGCGCUGCCCCUCUGCCGCCCCACAGCGGGCGCCGUGGGCCGCGCGGCGGCGCGCUGGGCCGUGGGGGCCGCGCUGGGCAGAGGCGCCCCCUGCUGGCUCGGCGACGCCUUGGACGCCGCGACGGGGCGGUGUUGGGCGCGGGGGGUCAUCCAUGGGGGGACCCUGCUCCUGCCCUACAGCGACCCCCAGAGCUGCCGCAGCCACGGGCACCGCUGGGAAGGGUUCGGGGUGUCCCCCCAAGCUUUCGCCUUGGUUCAUUGCGGGUUGGGUUUGGCCGAAGAGGUGGGAGCUUUGGGGGUGCUGCUGAGGUCCCCAUCGCCCAUAGCCCCAUCACUUAUGGGGCCCCCAUCCCCUAUGGCCCCCCCCCCUCCGUCUGUGGGGCCACCCUGGCAAGAAGAACCCAUAGAAGAGCCCAAACGUCCCGGCACGGCCUUGUCCCUCCUCUUCCUCCUCAACGUGGCCUUGAUCCUCCUCUGGCACUUCCUAUUGGCCGUCACCUUGACCUACCGUCACGAUUGGCCGAGGAACGCGGCCGGCGCCGCCAUUGGCUGGGCCUCGUGGGCCAUCACCUAUCGCUGCUGGUACCGCUACCCGUGGUCACCCGGACCUCCUGGUUUGGGUCUUCCAGCACCUUAA
Molecule: messenger RNA, 825 nt
Organism: Strigops habroptila (Kakapo)
Lineage: Eukaryota; Metazoa; Chordata; Aves; Psittaciformes; Psittacidae
Product: fat storage-inducing transmembrane protein 1-like
Exons: 3
Coding region: 1-825 (274 amino acids)
Biological process (GO): phospholipid biosynthetic process; lipid droplet organization; lipid storage
Cellular component (GO): endoplasmic reticulum membrane
Source: RefSeq, a predicted model, not a curated record